GUAGUAAAUGAGGGUCACUGUGGACUCCUCUGCAGUUGUCUACGUGAUCGUUGCAUAGAUGAGUUGGAAGUGGACUGGAUGAAAUGUGGCCAUUGUGUUCUACAGUGGAUCUUGGAUCCACUGAGGAGCCAAGUUCUACUGUGGGUGGAGCCUGACUGUGGGCGGAGCCUGUUGAAGUGGCAAUCAAGUAUGUGAUGACAUCAAGUAUGACAUCACAAUGAAAAAUCUAUGAUGUCAGAAUGAUGUCACAUUCAGAGUGUAUAAAUAGGCCAGAUCUCAGCUUCGCUUCAUUCCAAGUUUGCUGGACAUUUCUUCAGUGCUGUGCGGAAGCAGCAUUACAGUAGGAAUAUACAAUUUCAUCUCCACCACCACGAAACAUUGAGAAGAAAUCAAUCUACCAUGUCUGACCAGGCUCUCACUACUACCAGUCUCACUACUGAAGUGGCUCAAUUUCAGUCUAUGUAUGCCAAAAAACAGGCUGAGAUUGAACAGCUGAGGGAAAGAGUUUGUCAGCUCGAGGAUCAACUGGAAGAUGCUCAAGACCAAACUGAAAAAAAUCAGCUGUUGCAAAAAGUUGCUGAACUUGAGCACGUGAUCAAAACACUGAGGCUCCAGAACCAAAACCUUUUGGUUGAACUGGAGGAUCUGCGGGAGGAUAAGGACUCUCUGACUGAACAGAAAGACAGCAUCAGUGCUGAGUUAAAACAAGCAAAAUCUCAGAAGGACACAAAGAAAGCACUAAUUGAACAGCUGCAGGAAGAAAUUCAGGCUCUGGAAGAAAAUGAAAAAGUCCUCACUGAGAAGAACAAAACCCUCAGUGCUCAAGCGGCCCAGCUUGAAUAUCUGACAGAACAGAAACACAGACAGAUCUCAAGUCUGGAAGAAGAAAUAUCUCUCUUCAAGGUGCAACUGAAAGAGGUUCAGUAUGCACACAAAAGGCUGACCAAGGCGGAAUCACUGAUGGAGGCAGAGCUGGAAAAGCUCAGAAGAACAGUGCAUGACCUUCGUGAGAAGGAAGCCUUCCUGAGCGAGCAGAACAGUCGGCUUGCCGAGGAGUUGUCCGCAGUUGUGAGCCAGAGAGACAAUCAGAAGGGAGAAAAUCGACGUUUGAAGAUGGCUGUUGAAAAUCUUCAGCUCCAAGUGGCAGAAGCUAUGCAUGUCAUUCGGACUCAUGAAGAAACUAUAACACAGCUCAAAAAAAAAAUAUUGACUGGUGCAGAGAAUUUUACUCCUGCUCCAAUUAAGGCAGGAUUUUGGAAACGCUGUUGCCAAGGCCUUUUAAAAGUGGCCUGGCAGGUUGGCAGCACCUGUGUGGGCCUUCUGCUGGCAUCAGCAGUUGUCAGUUACGCCACUGAUUUAUGUAGCUGUGCCUCCGCAGAGCUCCAUUACGCUGACAUACCGCCAUUUUAAAUAUUUCAUAUAAUAAUAAUAAUAAUAUAUUAUUUCAUAUAUAAUAAUAAUAAUAAUAAUAAUAAUAAUAAUAAUAAUAUUUUUAGUAAUUAGCAAUAUAAUCAAUUCAUAUAUAAUAUAAAAAUAUUUUACACUAAAAUAAUAAAAUUAAAAAAAAAAAAAAAAAAAAUCCCAAAUCUCUCCAUGGUGUGUAUUCCAACAAAAUCAAUAUUUGUACAUGUGGCUUGUGAGAAUUUAAGUUUGUCCAGCAUGUUUGAGGAAAUUCAUAAACAAUUUUUGCAGGACAGGAGGAUAAAGGCCAAUUUAUGGUUUUCGAGUCCGUGUCUCUGAAAGAAUGACAUAAAUUCUGUCCUUCACAAAGUUCUUGAGGGUCCUCAUGGAUCCUCCGUUCAUGCAGAAGCCUAAAGCUUGUGGUAAUCGUGCGCCUAUUGUAGUAUGAACACAACUGCGUGCACGUCUGCUUUCAGACUCUACAUUUGUCAUGUGGAAACCAUGAAUUGGCUUUAAUCAUAUUUAGCCAAAACUCUCCUCUGCUGUGAACUGAAUUUCCUCUCACUUCAUGUCAGAAUUCUCUCUCCUACUGUUUGUUUGUUUUAUUAAGCUCCCCUAUUAGCUUUUGCAAGGCAGCAGCUAUUCUUCCUGGGGUCUUCAUAAUUUCAUUUGUGACAACACCAAAAUGCAACAUGUACACAUAAUGCAUACAAAUCAGAAUUACAGAAUACAUAAACAAUACAUACAAGAAUACAGAUAUACAAUACAAAAGACAUACAUGUACACAACUCAUACUAAACCAAAAAGCAUACAACACACAAAAAAAAACUAUAAUUUGUGGGAUUAGAGGUGGUACAAACUCAAAGAAAAACCAUCAAAAUAAAAUGAAGGCGAUAUAAAUGGCAUAAAUAAAUGUUUUUUUUU
This is a messenger RNA of Amphiprion ocellaris (clown anemonefish), 2325 nucleotides long. Its product is annotated as intermediate filament protein ifa-1-like. The transcript has a single exon. The record is from RefSeq and is a predicted model, not a curated record. The coding region runs from base 400 to 1410 and encodes 336 amino acids. Lineage: Eukaryota; Metazoa; Chordata; Actinopteri; Pomacentridae.